Molecule: messenger RNA, 2163 nt
Organism: Bradysia coprophila
Lineage: Eukaryota; Metazoa; Arthropoda; Insecta; Diptera; Sciaridae
Biological process (GO): proteolysis
Molecular function (GO): serine-type endopeptidase activity; protein binding
Source: RefSeq, a predicted model, not a curated record
UAGAGUCAUAAUGGACCACCCUUACUCCCUCUUUGUUAGUCUUUUUGACUGUAAUACCUCUGAAUACAGACAGACCAUAGAAUAUGUAGAGGUGGCACUCAAACAUUUACCGCCUAAAUGUGGUCAAUCCAUAUUUUCUACCGACGAAAGUUCUUUACCUUUCCAUGUGUCCCACAAGCACAACAAACUGAACAAAGAGUUUCGUUUAUGUGACACGUGAUCAGUACCACAUCAAAAUCCCCGAGCGAAUAGACACAACGCCUAGCUGGCACUUUUAACCAAAAUUUAACGAGAAAAUCUAUAAUUGCCGAACUAAUUACUGUGUGCGUUUUUGGUUUUUAUCAAUUUGUUGUUGUUCGAAAAUAUUUUUAGUUGCAGUUCAGCUGCUAAUCGGUGUGCACAUCCAAAAUGAAGUGUUUGUUCAUUUUAAUAACUUUAGUAACGUCAAUUGCUAGUGACGAAGAGUGUGGACUGCGAAAAUCGGUUAAUCCGUUUGUGUUUGGUGGAACAGCAGUUAGUGCUGGCGAUUUCCCGUGGGUGGUCCCAUUGAUUCGGAAGUAUAAUGACAAAUUUUUCUGCGGUUCGAAUUUAAUUAGUCGUCAGCAUGUCUUGACUGCCGCCCAUUGUGUCGUUGAAAAGGGAUCAACGCAACACUUUACUCAAGAUGACAUCUAUGCACUUGUCGGACGUUUCGAUCUAACAAUCAACGAAGAACGAUCCAUCAAGGCGGACAUUAAGAAAAUUAUCGUCCAUCCAAACUGGUCGUCGAAUGACAUCCGCUAUGACGCAGAUAUUUCUAUUCUUAUGCUAAAACAUCGUGUGGAGUUUACUGAUAAUAUUCAACCUGUUUGCUUGCCCGGGUCAGAUGAACCGGUUUUUGAGAUACGCGGUCUCGUCGUGGGAUAUGGAAAGUCUGAAUCGGGUGCGAUCCAUGAGAACACACCUAGGAAGGUGGAAAUUUCUUCGUACACAAAUGACCACUGUUUCUUUUCGGAUUACCAAUUCGCUCGGUUCGGUUCGCCGAGAACCUUUUGUGCUGGUGAACGGGGGAAAACGCCAUGUCAAGGCGACUCGGGCAGUGGAUUCUAUGUUGACGAAAAAUCUGUGUGGAAAAUUUUGGGCGUCGUGUCAUCGGCCACCGUUCAAGAAUGUGGCAGCAACGAUUUCGUAUUAUUCACAAAUGUGGUCAAGUUUACCGAUUGGAUUCGGAGCGAGAUGAUCAAGUCCAAUGACAAAGACGAACUUGAAACUGUUUUCAAUGAAUUCGACGAAAAUUCUGCUGAUUUUCAGAAUCCAAUCGAAAGGCGGAACGUUGUUGACACAGAAUGUAAAUUCCGGGAAAGCAGUUCAACUUAUGCUUGCUACAUAAAUGGUUUAACGGCACCGGAUGAAGACAUUCAAUUGAGAAUCCAAGGUGGUGCACACAGGCCCCAAAGGACCAAUCGAGAUGUAACUGCAAUGCAAAUGGUCAGCGGUACUGUAACACAUUUUCCAGACUUGUCGGAUGCAAUGAAAACCUUUCCCAAUUUGAAUGGGUUUGGAAUCGCUUUUGCCAAGAUGAAACACAUCGAUCGGAAGAACCUGAAGAAUCUCGGUCAAUUCAGGUUUCUCCUAAUUUCGGAUAAUCAAAUCGAAGUGAUUGCACCGGACACAUUCGAGGAUCUGAAACAAUUGGAACUGAUCGACAUUUGCCGAAACCGCAUUAAGAACUUGGAACCGAACUGGAUAUCGACAAUGCCAAGGUUGCGCGUGUUCAAGGCUCGAAACAAUUUCUUCCAAUAUGUGCCGGCGAAUAUGUUCAAGGCGAAUCCAGAGUUGGAGGAAAUUUUAUUCGAUUCGAAUGAUUUGCAAAGGAUUGAUACAGAUUUUAGCGAACUGAAAAGCUUAAAAAAUUUGAGAAUUUUGAACAAUACUUGCAUUGACAAGGCUUAUUGCAAUGACGUUAAUCCAAAAUGCAUGAAGUCUCUACGACAAUUUUCGUUACUUGUUACUGGACUUUGUGGAGAUUUUUCAGAGGACGCCAGCCCAUAGGUUUCAUUGAUUUUUAUUUGACGAAUUUUUUAAUGACAAAAAUUUUGAUUGACUAUUGUGAUUGACACUGGGAUGUGUUGUAUUGUAACGAGAAGGAACAACUGCUUGUCGUACUAAAAUAUUUGAAUAAAA